CUUCUCAGAGUGAAUGUUUUUUAUUUUAGUUUUCCCUAUAAGGCUAAGAAAAUCAUCGAGAACAUGUCGGUGGUUGAACAAGAUCUGGAUCCAGAUAGUACUACAGGUACAGAAUUUGUUAUAGAUUCUGAAGAAGAACUUAUUAAAGAAUGUGAAGAAAUGUGGAAAGAUAUGGAAAAUUGUCAUUCUAAAUGGUCGUUUAUUGGAACUGAGACGCUAACUAAUUCAAAUGCUCAGCUAUCUUUACUGAUGAUGCAAGUGAAAUGUUUGACUUCUGAACUCAAGCAAUGGCAAAAUGAAACGCCUGAAGUAAUUCCUCUGACUGAUGAUGUUCUAACUACAUUAGGGAAGGAAGAGUUACAAAAAUUGAAACAUGAUCUUGAAAUGAUACUACCCACUCUUCAGUCAAAGAAUAAAAAGUUAAAGGAAGACAUUGAAAGAGAGCAGCAGUGGAUGGACGAGCAGCAACAAGUAUUGGAAACUCUUACUACAAUCCACAGUGAACUGGAAAGCCAGGUUAAGGAGCAUUCUAAAUCCAAGUUUGUAAUUGCUAAUGAGAUGAAAACAAAAAUUCUCAGUAUAAAAGAAUUUAAGGAGAAACUCUUGAUUGCCCUGGGUGAGUUUCUGGAAGACCACUUUCCCCUGCCUAGUGGAAAAACUAAAAGGAAAAAGACAAACAUUGAAUCAACUGCAGAGCUGAUAACAUUGAAUGAGAUUAUAGAGAUCCUUAUAAAUAGAAUGUUUGAUGUUCCGCAUGAUCCCUAUGUCCAAAUUAGUGAUUCCUUUUGGCCACCGUAUGUUGAGCUGCUGCUGCGCAAUGGGAUUGCCUUGAGACAUCCUGAAGAUCCAACCCGAGUGAGACUGGAAGCCUUUCAUCAGUAAAGGAUGAGCUCUUCUCAUACCGUAAGGAAUUGUGUUAUCCAGAGACAAAGGAAGCACAGUACCAUUUGAAUAAGCCAGGAGCAGUAAACAGCUCACCGUCCCCAUUCCUCCUGCUGGCUUGUUAGGCAGGGUCUUUCCAUGGAGCCAGGCCGGUGUCCAUCUCCAUCUCCCGUCUCUCUAGUGCUGGUUGUGGUGUGCGCCACCACCAAGCCAGGCUGUUGAUCUACUUUAAAACUUAAAUAACACGUACUGUCAACUAUUCAUGUUUAAAGUGAUUUUUUUUUUUUUACUCAUUCAGUACUUUGAUGUUUUCAACUACAAGUGAAAAAUACUGUAGGCUGUAUUUAUGGUCUUUAUUUAAAGUUCUUUGAAAAAUUGUAAAUCUGUGAAGUUGCUAAUAUUUUUCUAGAAUUGUUAUAUUGGAAGCUAUUGGCUCAUGCCUACAGGCUGAGAUCUGAGGAUCCCAGAUUGAAGCCAGCGGGGUGGACCUUUAUCUCCAAGUAACCAGC
This is a messenger RNA of Perognathus longimembris pacificus (Pacific pocket mouse), 1391 nucleotides long. It is a transcript of the gene Cenpk, whose product is annotated as centromere protein K. Lineage: Eukaryota; Metazoa; Chordata; Mammalia; Rodentia; Heteromyidae. The record is from RefSeq and is a predicted model, not a curated record. Gene Ontology annotation, biological process: kinetochore assembly; mitotic sister chromatid segregation. Gene Ontology annotation, cellular component: nucleus. The transcript has 9 exons. Bases 64 to 882 code for a protein of 272 amino acids.